Molecule: messenger RNA, 1478 nt
Organism: Ipomoea nil (Japanese morning glory)
Lineage: Eukaryota; Viridiplantae; Streptophyta; Magnoliopsida; Solanales; Convolvulaceae
Exons: 5
Coding region: 47-1279 (410 amino acids)
Source: RefSeq, a predicted model, not a curated record
UUCAACAUUUAAUUUUCAAGCCGGGUCCAGUAAAAAUCAAAUAAGGAUGUGGCAGCUAGCAAUAAUCAUGGUGUUGACAAUGGCUGUCUCUACUUCACAACGUAGCAUAAGAAUCGACGAGAACGGGAUGAAAGUGGAGACAUUGCGGUCUCCUAGGUUUGAGCUGGAGCCAGGAGAGGUUUGCGACAAAUUCUUUUACCGUGUAGACUUCCCCAAAGGCCACAUCGCAGUGAAAAAGUUUUUUGCAGAAAUAGUCGAUGAUGAAGGGAACUCCAUCCCACUUCAUGAAACUUAUAUGCACCAUUGGAUUUUCGCCAGAAUAUUGAUCCCCAAAGGCGUCAAGCCUUCAAGGGAGACAGUAGCCAUUGUGGGAAACUCAGGCGUUUGUGCUCAACUCCCCCAACAUUUCGGGCUGGGAUCCGAGACGAGAAAAACCAACACAGAUGUUCCAGAUCCUUACGGGAUCGAAGUAGGUCGCCCUGCGCCUGCCGGGUUCGAUGAAGGGUGGCUGCUUAAUGUACACGCGAUUGAUACCCGCGGUGGAGAGGAUAAGAUGGGGUGCGCGGAGUGCAGGUGUGAUCUCUAUAAUAGAACUGUAGAAGUUGAAGGGAAGAAUUAUCUUGGAGGCAUUAUGUGUUGCUUUGAUGGGAUGAGAUGCAGACUGAGACAAGGGUUUCAUGGUGGAAAGAGAGGGCUUCACUUACAAUAUACUGUCACUUAUGUUGAUUGGAACCCCUCCAUUGUGCCUGUCAACAUUUAUAUAUUUGAUGUCACUGAUACUUUGAAAUGGUUUGAUAAAGCCCGGACCAGACACGCUUGCCAACUGGAGUACCAAGUUGAUAAUGCAUGUUCUGCUGCUACGCCUGCUAAUGAAUGUGUUCAUUCCAAAAGCUUAACCGUAAGUUUGCCAAAGGGUGGGGAUCUCAUCUAUGGUGUUGCUCACCAACACUCUUCAGCUCUUGGCUCUACCCUUUUUGGAGAGGAUGGACGGGUUCUAUGCAACUCAUUUCCAAUAUAUGGAAACGGAACGGAACCCGGAAAUGAAGAUGGUUACCUUGUUGGAAUGACGACCUGUUAUCCUCGACCUGGCUCAGUCAAGAUUGCUCCAAACGAGAAGUUAACUAUUAUAUCAAACUAUAGCAAUUUCCACAUGCAUUCAGGGGUCAUGGGCUACUUUUACAUUUUAGUUGCUGAUCCAUUGCCAGAAUCAAACCCCAUUUUUCAUUCCCACCACCUCCCUGGGAGAUCUGGUGUAGGCCGGCUUUCAAGCUCGGAAUGAAGACAUGAUCUGAUCUUAUGUGUUCCUCAACUUUGAUCUGGUAUCCAUGCGAUUUGAAUUGAGAAGAUCCAUAUAUAUAUAUAUAAUAUAUAUAUAUGAUGCUGCUGUUGUGUCUUGUGGACUCCAUACUUCUUUAAUAAAGUAUGUAUGGUAGUUAUUAUAAUAAUAAUAAUAAAGUGGAUAUGGUACUUUAUGUCAA